Molecule: messenger RNA, 4446 nt
Organism: Corapipo altera (White-ruffed manakin)
Lineage: Eukaryota; Metazoa; Chordata; Aves; Passeriformes; Pipridae
Gene: GRIA4
Product: glutamate ionotropic receptor AMPA type subunit 4
Exons: 10
Coding region: 376-1677 (433 amino acids)
Biological process (GO): modulation of chemical synaptic transmission; synaptic transmission, glutamatergic; monoatomic ion transport
Cellular component (GO): plasma membrane; postsynaptic membrane; dendritic spine
Molecular function (GO): transmitter-gated monoatomic ion channel activity involved in regulation of postsynaptic membrane potential; AMPA glutamate receptor activity
Source: RefSeq, a predicted model, not a curated record
GCCGCCAAACUCACCACCAUCUUCUGCAUGUGCAACAUUCGCAGCCGGACAGAAACCGCUCCCCGGCGAUGGAGACUGCGGGAAAAAUCCGCCGCGGCGGGAUGGCUUGCUGAAGCGGCAGCGGCCGCCGGGAGAGAGGCAGAGCGCGAGCGGGAGAGGAUAGCAAACAAAUACUAAAGCAAAACAACACCAAAAAAAAAAAAAAAAAAAAAAAAGAGGGGGGCCCCUCUUUUUUUCCCCCUCCCUUUUUUUUUUUUUUAAUUAAUUUUUUUUUUUGUUCCUGAUUUUGUGUAUAGCCUUCUCGCCCUCGAUGCCUCUUUGAGCAGCAUCCAGCGAGCGAGCGGGAGAAGGCGAGACAGAGAGGCAGAAGAGAAAAUGAGGAUAAUUUGCAGACAGCUUGUCUUGUUGUUUUCUGGCUUUUGGGGACUAGCAAUGGGAGCUUUUCCUAGCAGCGUGCAAAUAGGUGGUCUCUUCAUCAGGAACACAGAUCAGGAAUAUACUGCUUUUCGAUUAGCAAUCUUUCUUCAUAACACCAGCCCCAAUGCAUCUGAAGCACCUUUUAAUUUGGUUCCUCAUGUAGACAACAUUGAAACAGCUAACAGCUUCGCUGUGACAAAUGCCUUUUGCUCCCAGUAUUCUAGAGGAGUUUUUGCCAUUUUUGGACUAUAUGAUAAGAGAUCAGUACAUACCUUGACCUCAUUCUGCAGCGCCUUGCACAUCUCCCUCAUCACGCCAAGUUUCCCCACAGAGGGUGAGAGUCAGUUUGUGCUGCAGCUGCGGCCAUCCCUGCGGGGAGCCCUCCUGAGCUUGCUGGAUCAUUAUGAAUGGAACCGCUUUGUUUUCCUGUAUGACACAGACCGAGGUUAUUCAAUACUUCAAGCUAUUAUGGAAAAAGCAGGACAAAAUAGCUGGCAAGUCAGUGCUAUCUGUGUGGAGAAUUUUAAUGAUGCCAGCUACAGGCGGCUUUUAGAAGAUCUGGACCGAAGGCAAGAAAAGAAAUUUGUAAUAGACUGUGAGAUAGAGAGGCUUCAGAAUCUCUUAGAACAGAUUGUGAGCGUGGGAAAGCAUGUUAAAGGAUACCAUUAUAUUGUUGCCAACCUGGGAUUCAAAGAUAUUUCUCUGGAGAGAUUUAUGCAUGGAGGAGCCAAUGUGACUGGAUUUCAGCUAGUAGAUUUCAGUACCCCAAUGGUAACUAAGCUGAUGCAGCGCUGGAAGAAGCUGGACCAGAGAGAAUACCCAGGAUCUGAGACCCCACCAAAGUAUACAUCUGCACUGACAUAUGAUGGAGUACUUGUGAUGGCUGAAACUUUCCGUAAUCUUAGAAGACAGAAAAUUGAUAUUUCAAGGAGAGGAAAUGCCGGUGAUUGUCUUGCCAACCCUGCAGCCCCAUGGGGUCAAGGAAUUGAUAUGGAGAGGACAUUAAAACAGGUUCGAAUACAAGGAUUGACAGGAAAUGUUCAGUUUGACCACUAUGGUCGUAGAGUCAACUACACCAUGGAUGUCUUUGAGCUGAAAAACACAGGGCCUCGAAAGGUUGGUUAUUGGAAUGACAUGGAUAAAUUAGUUUUGAUUCAGCAUGAACCUACACUUGGAAAUGACACUGCAGCCAUUGAGAAUAGAACAGUAGUUGUCACUACAAUUUUGCCUCUGAUGAAGAAUCCUAUUUUAAGAAAUUGAUCAAGGAAGAAAAGAGUCCCAAGAUGCUGCGAACAUUCCUAACUAAGGCUCAAGUAUUAACCACCAGUCUAGUAGCAUUGAGCUUAUUUUUCCAUAUGGAUUACUGUUCCUCUGACUGGAUGACCAGGCACUGAACCACCAAGAAAAGUUCUGUGACUAAUCUGAAAUGUGUAGAACAGAUGACGUUAACCUUCAACUUUGCCAAGCUGAGAAGAGAACGAUGUGAAUAACAAGCUUUCAGUCGAAAUUUUCCUCUCAUACCAAUUCUGAUAUCUUUGACUGAAGCUAUCAUACAUGAAUACUGUAAUUUCUAUAAAUAGCUCCAAGCUUAGGAGAAGCAAGUAAAAUAUAAUAAUGAAAAGUAAUAUAAAAUGUUCCUGUUUGCCAGAAAGGAAAACAAGGAAAACAAGAAACCUUUUAAAAUGUGUUAUCUUGCCUGUCCUGUUUGCAUUGAAGCAUUUUGAUGUGCAUAAUAAAUGUUAUCUUCAAAAGAACUUUUCCAGCCCCUGUAUUGAAAGGACUGGUGGGAUCAUUUGCAAAACCAAAAAGCUGAAUUAAUAUUCCAAAGCAUGCCCUGUGUUUAUGCAGCAUGUCAUUUUCGGAUAAAUGCAAAUAAUUGAAAGCAGCACUGCUUCUUGACCAAAAGUGUCCCCUUUCCAUGUUUCAAAAUCACAGUGCAAGAGAAAUAUAUCAGAAUUUGGUUUGAAUAAGAAUAUAUGGUGAUUUCUGCCUUAUCAUGCCUGUCUCCCAUCCACUCCACUGGGAGCUGCACACAUGAUGCUAAAGGCAGAAUAGAACCAUGAUUCUUACUGUUGGUCUGCUAUGGCCAUGUAUUUAGCAUCCACAAGCAUAUGAUCACAUACACAAAGAAAAGAUAUAUUUAACUAGAAUAACUUUCAUGUUGCAAAUGCCACAGAGACUUUUUCACCUUUUCAUUGCCCUCUUCACACUGAAGGGAAGUUGAACCAUUGUAGAUGAUACAUUUAAUUUUGGUUGCAUGCAUGUUUUCCAACAUUAAACUGAAAAGCUUCUGCAAACAGUGCUGUCAGGCUUUUCAGUCUUCAAAGACGGGUGGCAUGGCAGCAUAGGAAAAGUUUACAAAUUUUCAGCAUGGCUCGCUUUAAUUUUUGCCUGAAGCCAAAUAGCACAAACUGAUUUUCCUCCGUUUCUUCACUUUUCACGAAUCUAUGCUUACUUUGCUGUAGUGUGGCUGUAAAACUAUUGCAUAGAAAGUGCAUUAUAAUGAAUUAACUCUGCACUCAAAGAACUUAGUACAGUAUUUUCUACUUGGCAAAAUGUUUUCUUCAUUUGUAACAGAGUGAGAGCAUGUAGAAUUUAUUUUACAUAUUCUGUUUAGACACUCAGCCUAUCUCCCCAAUUAGUCAUGUGGUAAAGUAGCAGCCCAGAGAGGGAAGGCAGCAAGGGCAACUGAUGUUCUUUACCAGCUGCCAUGCUCUUUAUAGUUCCUGUUCUGCACAUUAUUAUAUGAUGCACAGCCUCCUGCACAUCUGGAAAGGAUGGAUUUUCUACCUGUGUGCAGAAGCAUUCCCUUCAGGAUGCGGGGGUGUGACCUCCAAAUGCACAGUAGGCUCCCUGUAUGACCAGAAAAGGGAUACCAUUUGCAGCCUUGCUCUAACACUGAGAUAAAGUGACUUGUCUGGUUAGGAAGAAUGAUCAUCUCUAAUUUAGCAAGUUGAGAAAUAUAGUGACAAGUUGUUAAGGUUGUAUAGGGAAGUAGGCUGGGAAGACUAAUCUGAACUCUCAAAUACAUUUCAUGGUAGAGCCAACUCUAUACUUACUCUGAGAUUGCAAAAUUUAAAAAUCACAAAAAUCCUUUAGAACCAAAGCUUGAUGUAUAUGAACUGCAUCUGCAUUGUGGCUUCCAGUUCAAUAUUUUAAUGAGAUAUCUUUGGUGUUGGCAGAUUAAGUUUCAAGGGCAGGAUCCAGUUCUCAACUGAGUCACCCAAAUGUAGAUGACUUUACAAAGUAUAUUGAUUCAGUUGCAUUCAGUGACAUUUAAGAUGCUGUAGGAUACACAGCCUGUCCCCCAUUUACCUAUUUGUAAAGGGGCAGCACAAAGGACCUGCAGAAUGGAACUUUGGGGUCAAAUACAUUAGGGUAUCUCAGAUGACAGGUACCUUUCAUUAGAGGACUGAGAACCACCCUAAUUUUUUUGACUGAUAUAUUCUUGAUAGAGACUUACCUCAAAAAUUCUAAUUAUAAACUUUUUCUCAUAAUAGAAAAAUAUUUUUUCAUUAGAAAUUUUAUUAAUUAAAUUCUUCAGUACACUGGAGAGUAAAAAAAGAAGUUUGUUGCAUGACAAUAAUAAAGACGUCAAACCGAAUCCUGGACACUUUAUUCAGAAAAAAAAGGUCACUAUAAAAACCUUCCAUUGACAUUUACAGAAAUUUCUUUCAGAAUAAAGUGUGAUAAUGUGUACCAGUCCUGUUGUAAAAAGCAGAAAUUUCCUUGCACAAAUAUUUGUCACUUUUACAAAUUAUUUUUGCAACAUUUGAAAUCAACUUUAGAAUAGGAAAGCCAAGCAUAGAUCUGUUUGGUAUUUGGAUUAGUUACUUUCUCCAGCUUCCCUUAUGAAUCAUCCAUCAGCUUUGAGCAUUUUACUGUACACAUGAAUUUGUGGCAAUGUGAUGGAAUAAUUUGUUUACAUCUAUAAAGGUAAUUGUUGCAGACAUCAACUUGUAUUUACAAAUGUUAAGUAUUGUUAUGAAAUUGUGAAUUAUUUAAGUAAAGCUUGCACCAUCUCAAAUA